UUCCCGAAAUUGUGCUAGUAAUUUCGAUUCGGCUUUUGUAAAUAAAGUUAUUUCUCAUUUUAACGUGAUAUCAGUGCAACAGCAGAAUUCCAAUGGAACGCCGAACGAAGUUAAGAACCCUAAACAUGCACAUUACGUGCGAAAUUUGCAGUGGCUAUUUCAUCGAUGCAACCACCGUCACGGAGUGUCUGCAUACGUUCUGUAAAAGUUGCCUUGUUAAGCAUCUGGAGGAGUCCAACACCUGUCCCACUUGCAAUAAUGUGAUCCACCAGUCGCAUCCCUUGCAGUACAUCAGCUUCGAUCGCACAAUGCAGGAUAUUGUGUUCAAAUUGGUGCCAAACUUGAUGGAAAAUGAGAUGCAACGGGAACGUGAAUUCUACAAGUCUCGCAACUUGCCCUGCCCGAAGGAUCUGCCACUGUUGCAGCAGGAAAGUGACGAUAAGGCAAACGAACUGGCCCAUCAGCAAGCUGACUACCAUCGACUGGACAAACAGGUCAACCUAUGCUUGGAGAGCAUAAGCAACAAUCUGCGCCACCUCAAGCGGCGUUUCAUUCGCUGCAGUUCGCAGGCAACAAUUACUCAUCUGAAAAAGUUCAUUGCCAAGAAGCUUCUUAACGGGAUCGAGCGCUACAAAGAUAUCGACAUCCUGUGCAACGACGAGCUGCUCGGUAAGGAUCACACCCUACAGUUCGUGUACGUCACCAGGCAGCGGUUCAAGGAACCUCCCCUGCGGCUGCAGUAUCGUCCCCGGGUCGAACUUUAAGUUAACACUGCCCGUUUUUGGAGGGAGUGUUUAAGACUUUCAAACUUUGGACAGCGGUUGUUUUGGAGAUGUAUUUGGUUUUGUUUUCUGUCCUUAAUUCACAUUAGUUUUUAAGCGGAGAAAGAAUCAAAUUUCGUUCAGUACUUCCCAACCUUGUUUCAGAAGAUUUAAUUAAAUUCAUCUUAGAUAUCAGCCAAUUUAAUUCAGUUGUAUGACAUUUGAUAUUUUUAUAUAUGGCGCUAUCAACUUAUCGUAGUUUCGCAAAAAAAACAAGGUCUAUUCUAGGUGAGUCGAAUGAUCAUAGGCGUGUUUUAACCUUCUGCGACUGACUAAAGUUAUUCUGGUAAACAGGGUAAUUCCUAUCGAUAUUUGUUUUAGCAAAAAUGGAUUUUUAUUAUUUUAUAGAUAUUAACAAUAUUUUUAAACUUACAGGCUAGUGCCAACAGUAGGAAAAUAGACAAAAAUAUUUAGUUUUUUAGUUUGUGAUUAUCAAACUUUGAUAAACAGUUGAACAACUGCAGAAGGUUAUUUACCCGGCUUAAUCUCAACCCACCUCUUAAUACACCUAUACCUACUAUAAAUGUAUUAUGCAAUACUCUGUAAU
This is a messenger RNA of Sabethes cyaneus, 1368 nucleotides long. RefSeq names its product polycomb group RING finger protein 3-like. Gene Ontology annotation, cellular component: PRC1 complex. The record is from RefSeq and is a predicted model, not a curated record. Gene Ontology annotation, biological process: regulation of transcription by RNA polymerase II. NCBI's taxonomy places the organism in Eukaryota, Metazoa, Arthropoda, Insecta, Diptera, Culicidae. The transcript has a single exon. Bases 93 to 764 code for a protein of 223 amino acids.